UUAUUCACACGAUACCAGUGGGGAACGUUGAUUUGGUUUCGUUCUUUUAAAUUUACAUUGUUUUGAAUUUUUCCGUGAAUUUCUCAACAUCUUUAGGAACUGGAGACUGACUACGUGGGUCUGAGAUUUUGUUCGAGACUCCUUAUGAUUCCUGUCAAUCUCUCUUUGAGUUACCUCCAACUUCUCAUGUGAUUUUGCAGUGGUCCUUCAAGUAUUAGAUAGAGUUAAAAAAAUGUCAUCGACAUUGACAAUCAAAUCAUCACAACUUCGAAAUUUACUCUGCAACUGUGCCCCGCUACGAAACAAAUUUGAUUCAGUUUCUAAAAGCUCUAGUUCUUUUCAUGCAGCAGCUGAAAAUGAACAGAGACGGAAAGAACACACUUAUGUUCGAAGGUGGAAAUAUGUGAAUGUUGAAUCUACUUCUAAAUAUUUACUAGGACAAAUCAUUUACAAUAAAGAUGGUAUCGUGGCGAUAAAUAAGCCACCAGAUCUAGGUUCUUCAAAAGAGGAUUGCAGCAUUUACCAUACUCUUCCAUUCUUAGCUAAAGAACUAGGAUAUAAAUAUUUGAAGUUGGUCAAAGUGCCCGAAAAAUCUAUCAGUGGAAUUACUAUACUAGUGGCAGACGCUGCCUUAGCUGAAGAAGUGAGCAAAUCCAUCCGUAGAUCUAAGGCUCUGUUUUCUGACGAUCCAAAACAAACCUUUUUAGCACUCACUGUCGGACACCCUUUGAAAGAUGAGGGAAGUGAAAGGUUUGCUGUCAAAAUUCAAAACCAUGAAAACCAAAAGCAUUGCUACAUCGUACGUAAAUGGACUGAGAAUGAAAGGAAGAGAAGAGAUGUAAAUAUUGGAGUAGUUAGCCACAAGGUUGUGGCGCAGUGUGAGCAGGCCUCAUUGGUGUCAGUAUCAACAUGGCAAGAGCAUGCACACUGUCCAAGAGUGUUUUUAUCUGAUAUUCUGCUAUCCCCUGCAUUGGGUGACAAAAAAUUUGGAACAAGAGUCAGUUCCUUGUUUGGAAAACCAGUUUUGUUAAAACCAUGGAUUGCCCCAGCUGUGAAAGCACUGCCACCACCUCUACUGAAACAUCUUUCUGUGCUAAGUGGUUCUGAAGGGUCAAUACCAAUGCAUUUACAUCUCCAAGAAUUGACUCUGCAUGGAUUUAAAAAAGAUAAUUCAGACUUGAUUUUAAGAGCUGAUCCACCAGAAUUCUUCCUAUGGUCUUGUAAACAGCUCAAUUUAGAAUUGCCAACUGUGGAUAGAAUUGACCAGCCAGUAGAGUUGUCAGAAGAGAUAGAAAGAAAAAAUCAAAACAACAUUAAAAUGAUAUGAAUGUAACUUGGCACAUAAUUGAUGAAUUAAAAAAAUAAAAACACAUACAACAGCAACAAAAACAGUCAGAAGCAUUAUCAGAAUUCAGAAACCACCACCAACGUGGAAAUUUCUAGUAUUAGAAAAUUAUA
Messenger RNA from Thrips palmi, 1458 nucleotides. RefSeq names its product mitochondrial mRNA pseudouridine synthase Rpusd3-like. Gene Ontology annotation, molecular function: pseudouridine synthase activity; RNA binding. The record is from RefSeq and is a predicted model, not a curated record. The transcript is spliced from 8 exons. Lineage: Eukaryota; Metazoa; Arthropoda; Insecta; Thysanoptera; Thripidae. Gene Ontology annotation, biological process: pseudouridine synthesis. The coding region runs from base 233 to 1327 and encodes 364 amino acids.